This is a messenger RNA of Mugil cephalus (flathead mullet), 2036 nucleotides long. RefSeq names its product guanine nucleotide binding protein (G protein), alpha transducing activity polypeptide 1 (gene gnat1). The record is from RefSeq and is a predicted model, not a curated record. NCBI's taxonomy places the organism in Eukaryota, Metazoa, Chordata, Actinopteri, Mugiliformes, Mugilidae. Bases 152 to 1204 code for a protein of 350 amino acids. Gene Ontology annotation, cellular component: heterotrimeric G-protein complex. Gene Ontology annotation, biological process: adenylate cyclase-modulating G protein-coupled receptor signaling pathway. Gene Ontology annotation, molecular function: GTP binding; G protein-coupled receptor binding; GTPase activity. The transcript has 9 exons.
CAAACAUAAUCCAGUGUUUGCUGCAGGCAGUUGACGUAUCAGCUGCAUAGUUGAAGGCGCCGGCCAGACAGUAGGUGAGCAGCAAGGACCUGCUUCCAUUUUUCCUGCCACUUGGCUUUUGAGCAGAGGGGACCAAGCCGGGAAAAGUAGGAUGGGGGCCGGAGCUAGCGCUGAGGAGAAACGCUCCAGGGAGCUGGAGAAGAAGCUGAAGGAGGAUGCCGACAAGGAUGCAAGAACUGUCAAGCUGCUGCUGCUAGGUGCUGGUGAAUCAGGCAAAAGCACAAUUGUCAAACAGAUGAAAAUUAUCCACAAAGAUGGUUACUCGCUUGAAGAGUGCUUGGAGUUCAUCACCAUCAUCUACAGCAACACCCUGCAGUCCAUCAUGGCCAUUGUGAAGGCCAUGAACACACUCAACAUUAACUACGGCCACACUGAUCAGCAGGACGAUGCCAGGAAACUCUUGCAUCUUGCAGAUACCAUCGAGGAAGGGACCAUGCCCAAAGAAAUGGCAGACAUCAUUCUGCGUCUGUGGAAGGAUUCUGGGAUACAGGCGUGCUUUGACAGGGCCUCAGAGUACCAACUCAAUGACUCUGCUGGAUACUACCUGAAUGACUUAGAGCGACUGGUCCAACCAGGCUAUGUGCCCACCGAGCAGGAUGUGCUGCGAUCAAGAGUGAAGACCACUGGUAUCAUCGAGACCCAGUUUUCCUUCAAAGAUCUCAACUUCAGAAUGUUUGAUGUGGGUGGCCAGAGGUCAGAGAGGAAGAAGUGGAUUCAUUGUUUCGAAGGUGUGACCUGUAUCAUCUUCAUUGCUGCUCUGAGCGCCUACGACAUGGUGCUGGUGGAGGAUGAUGAAGUGAAUCGAAUGCACGAGAGUCUGCACUUGUUCAACAGUAUCUGCAACCACCGCUACUUUGCCGCCACCUCCAUCGUACUUUUCCUCAACAAGAAGGAUGUGUUCAUUGAGAAGAUCAAGAAAGCUCAUCUCAGCAUGUGCUUCCCCGAAUACGAUGGCCCCAACACUUACGAGGAUGCUGGUAACUACAUCAAAAUGCAGUUCUUGGACCUGAACCUGCGCAGAGACAUCAAAGAAAUCUACUCUCACAUGACCUGCGCCACUGACACAGAGAACGUCAAGUUUGUGUUUGAUGCCGUAACCGACAUCAUCAUCAAAGAAAACCUGAAAGACUGUGGUCUCUUCUAAGAGCCACGCUGAGGAACCAAACCACGGGUACUGAUGUAACCCUGUCCUGUUCCACAAGUCCCUCGAAUUCAAACUGAGGACUGAAGAAGUACACUGCCCCAUCAAAACCAGCAAAUGCAAAAAACAAGUUAAAUCAAUCAAUUUGUUGUGUUCAAAACUGAGACAUAGCUUUGACCAAAGACUUCUUGGCAACUCAGUCUAGAAGACAGCUCCUAAGUCAGAAACUCCUGUGCAGAUUUCAUAUGAGUUGAAUUUUAGUCAAGCUAACUUUUCUAUCGGGUGUCUUGAACUCAUCUUUGAAGGGCCACCCAAACUGUAGUUAAGACAUCAAAAGCUUCUGUCGGCAUGAAGAGAUUUCUUCUCACAUGUACUAAUGUGAAUAGAUGUCCUGCUAACGCAUUGUCUCUAUGCUCCAGGAAGUGGCUCUAGUAAGAGCGUAAAGAGAUGGCCUCACCACCUGCAUAUGCACUUCAGCCUCUGUUAGACAUUUAAAAUCAAUUAGAAACGGCUUUUAUUUACAGACACACUAAAGAAUGGUUUGUAACACGAUUCAAGUAGGACACAAACUGAACUUUUGAGAGAAGUGUUAGGAAACUAACUUUUUGCAGUAGUUGAAAUGGGCCAGUGUAAAUAAUGAAGCGGAUUUGUAUUGGACACUUCAUGAAGUGUGAUGAUACCAUGUUGAUCUGUAACACUUUUGAAUGGUAGAUGUAUUGAACUUCAAAUUAAAAAUCCUUGAAUGAAACUCUAGGCCUUUGAGCCAACUAUCCUGUACAGAAACCAAUAAUUGUACUCCUUGAUUAAAUGUAUUAAAGCUUCUGUAGAAAACUCA